Kockovaella imperatae is the source of this 1346-nucleotide messenger RNA. RefSeq lists its product as hypothetical. The coding region runs from base 403 to 1122 and encodes 239 amino acids. The transcript has 3 exons. The record is from RefSeq and is a predicted model, not a curated record. Lineage: Eukaryota; Fungi; Basidiomycota; Tremellomycetes; Tremellales; Cuniculitremaceae.
GACGGCAUUUGCUUGUUUGAUUUUGGACGCAGCCAUUUCAUCCAAAGUCGGUUCAUAUUGCAACACCGAGGGUGAUCACACUGUCUCCCUUUCCCCCUCAAUCUCAAGCAUCUCACGGUUUUCCUUGGUCACAUCCUGCUCGCGCUCUGCCCUGUGAUCGCCAUCUCUACAAUUCGCUGCAGGCCCUCAGGCACAACAGUCGAUUAAAUCACUUGACCUAUCUCUCCCCCUGAAUCACUUUAUCCUUCCCACUCUGUCGAUUACACUCUCUUCCUGGUCCCCCCUCCUCCCCCCUGGGUUUCAUCCUCUAUCGGAUAUUCCUUUCUGACGUCCAAAGGAAGCAAGCAAGCAAGCAAAGAUUGAAUUGAUCACACAUUCCACCCAUCCAAUUCGCACUCAGUCAUGCCUUCAAUCAGUGAGAAACGCGGCCUGCCAGGCCUUGUCAUCGAUACCAUCGCAGCAAGUCCAUCCAUGUCAUCUCCGACGUCUCCCCUCACUGGAUCAUCCCAUCCUACACCCACCACACCUUACUCUCCUUAUCCAAUGACACCAUCCACUCCACCCAUGUACGGUCCAUUGGUUGGUCAUUCCGAUAAGACGGGUCGACGUAUUCCCAAUCGACCUCUGAGUAGUCGUACACUCCCGCCUCGAUUCUGUGAGGUUGUGUCAGAAGAACCAAGAGAAAUCAUCAUGGGCGGACUGGUGACUCGUUCUUCGACUGCCAGUUCAAGGAGAGGCUCAGCUGAAAGUCAAUGGGAUGAAAAGAGGAUAGCAUCAAUAGAGGUACCAGGGAUUAUCCUGACCGAACCUCAUCCUGAACCUCACCCCCGGAGAUCAAGCACUCCACCGCCAAAAUCUAUCCUCCUCCUACCUCCUACGUCUCUACCGCUUCCCGACGAUACAGACUACCGGACCUGUGAUCCUUUCCGAAUAUUCUAUCGAGCCUCUCCUGGUCCCACUGCGUCAACACCCAAACGCCCGUCAUCUCACCUCGUAUCUAUCCUCAAAUCCAUCGCUCUACUUGGCGUCGUGGGAGUCGGCGCCUGGCAUUUGUACACUUCACUCAGUAUCACCGGAUGGACAGACGAAAUGACAGGUCUGGCGGAGGAGCUUGCUCACUAGAUCGGGACACGAUUCGAUCUCGAAAGCACAGGCAGGGUCAUGACAACAUAAAAAGAGGAGCGGGAAUUGGAGCGUGGCGAUUACUCUCUCUCUCUGUAGGGCGGCUACUCUCUCUGUCUCUCUCUCUCUCAAAACGUAUACGAUGAUGAUACGAAUCUUUUUGACGAACGACGACGAUAGCUUUCCUUGCUUAUAACGGGAUAUAUUAGAUCUUCUCUGGGGGC